Molecule: messenger RNA, 2350 nt
Organism: Thunnus maccoyii (southern bluefin tuna)
Lineage: Eukaryota; Metazoa; Chordata; Actinopteri; Scombriformes; Scombridae
Gene: ttc22
Product: tetratricopeptide repeat domain 22
Exons: 9
Coding region: 111-1817 (568 amino acids)
Molecular function (GO): protein binding
Source: RefSeq, a predicted model, not a curated record
GUUCAACCUGUCUGCACCAGGAUGACAAGACUGGGUGGCUGAAUUAUGUAGCAGUAGACUGAACUGUAGGCUGAGGAGGACAAGGUGUGGAGGAGGAAGAGCAGGAGGCCAUGGAAGCAGACAGCACAGAGGACAUUGAGUCUCUCAUGGAGGACAUGGACUACAUCCCCGGUCACUUUCACCUGGACCUCAACCUCAACUGUGAUCCCGUCGGACCUGUAAAGCUCAGACACAGAGACACUUAUCUUAAACAGGAGAGCCUACACAGUGAGCUAGAGGCCGAGGUUGGAUAUUUACAGUAUGCUGUCCGCAAUCUUCUGGGUCUGUUGGCUUUUCAUCUCGAUCAGCUGGACACAGCUGAGGAAAUAUUCAGAAGCAUUUGUAAAGAAGACCCUGGGAACCUCAAUGCCUGGGCCAACCUCGGCUACGUGUAUGACAAGCUGGGGAGAGAGCUGGAUGCAGGGGAGUGUGUGGAGAAAGUGUCCCACCUCAUGGGCUUAGAUGCUGGAGAGGCCUCGCAGGAAGAAACCAGGCUGCUGGCAGCCCGCUGCUUGGCUGAGCAGGCCUACGUUUACCCCUAUGAUGUGGAGCUGGAAAGUGAGGACGACUUGAGAGAGAGACUGACAGCAGCACUAACAUUGUACAACAAAGCCCUGGACUACGGUGGUCAACUGAUACCAAAAGAGGAAAAAAGGAGCUGGUACUUUAAAAUGGCAAUCAUUUAUAUAAGACUGGAUGACAUAGUUAAGACCAAAGAGGACUCUGAAUACUCCAGACUCUCUCACUACAAUAAGGGGCUGAGGCUUCUCAGAGAAACACUUGAAUCUGAGAAAACACAGCACAAAGCUCUCGCCUGGUGUUAUGUUGGUAUCAUGUUGGAGAGGAAGGACGAGUUCACCACUGUACCCAUGUCUAUACAUGACUGUGGCUACUCCGCCUCUGAACCUCUAUCCUGCUAUGGAACUGCCAUAAAAUUGGCCAGUGAUGAUGCAUUCAUCCUGAACCUUCUGGCCAGGAUGUUCUUUCUACUGGGCAAAUAUGAGAUGGCUACGGGGAUCUGCAACAUGGCUCUCAAUGUGCUGCCAGACCCGGAGCUCAACUGGAAGGCCUACUGCACCCGCGCCAAGAUCAAUAUGAUACUGUACGCCAGGGACCUGGAGAAGGCAAAACAUGGUGAUGGUGGAAUCCCAGACCGGCAGAAGCUUACUGAGGCCAGAAAAGACCUGGACAAGGUCCUGACUGUACGUCCAUGUCUGAGGACUCACCUGGAGAUGGCACAGGUGUACUACUACAUGGGUGUGGAUGCACUCCAGGAGAGCCUUCUGGUGGAUGAGGGAGCAGUAAACAGCGCCUUGGUGAGUCUGUCCCAGGCCAUACAGUUUGAGCUCGGUGACACUUUGCCAGACCUCCAUGUGCUCAAAGGACGCUGCCUCCUGCUGAAGGGUGAGGAGCAAAAUGCCGCAGAUUGCUUCAAAUGUGCCGUGGAGUUAGAGAGACCAGGGAGUACAGACACUACAGCCCUGCGCUGCCUCCUACAGGCCCUGCUGGCUCUGUUUGUGCAGGGAGGCCCUGACCCCAACCCUGCCAUCACCCAGCUAGAGCUGUGGGUGAAAAAGGCAGAGGAGAGGUAUCCUGAGGACAUAGUGAAGGCUGAGCUUAGGUGCCUUUACAGGACACACACAGCAGAGGUCACAGAGUUAUCUAGGGCUCUGAUCAGGACCGGACGACUGGAUCUAGUGAAGAGGCUACUGCAAACUGUGGCACCUAAACAAACGGCUAAGAAGAGAACAAGGGUUAUGUCUAUACCCUUUACAUGAUGCAAAAAUGUGACUUUUAUAGACAUACAGUCACAUCACCAGAUAUGCAGUGGUUAAUAAACUUCUUGACAGCAUUUCACAAAUUGAAAUGAGUAGCAGAAGUGCACUGUAAUCAAGCUGUUUUUACUGUAACGCAGUAUGAUUUUUUGAACUGUGACUCUUCUAUUAUUUAUUUUUUUUCUUGAUGAACAGUUCUUGGAAAGGUAGGAACUACAGAAUAGCCUACAGUUACAAUGUUACAGCACAAUCAGGGGUAUGCUGCUUUUUAGUUUACCCAAAUAUGUUCAUAGCUGUUCAAAUCUGGGAGUUCACCUAAUCACUGAACUGAGAAGAGAAUGGUUGGUAGGGUGUAUUCAUUGAAACAGUUGUGGUCAGGACAAAUAACUGCCACAGUAGGAGGAAGCUGUCAAAGGAGUAGUUUCCUGCAAAGGUAGUCUUAUUUAUGCUUUUAUUUAAAUCAAGUCACAAUACCUCUGCUUGAGUGGAUAUUUAUUUAUUAUACUCUACCACUGAUGACCAGCAGAUGGGGGUAU